AUGGAGUCGGUAAAACAAAGGAUUUUGACCCCAGGAAAAGAGGGGCUAAAGAAUUUUGCUGGAAAAUCCCUUGGCCAGAUCUACAGGAGGGUGCUGGAGAAGAAGCAGGACACCGGGGAGACCAUCGAGCUGACGGAGGAUGGGAAGCCCCUCGAGGUGCCGGAGAAGAAGGCUCCGCUGUGCGACUGCACCUGCUUCGGCCUGCCGCGCCGCUACAUCAUCGCCAUCAUGAGCGGCCUGGGCUUCUGCAUCUCCUUCGGCAUCCGCUGCAACCUGGGCGUGGCCAUCGUGGACAUGGUCAACAACAGCACCAUCCACCGCGGGGGCAAGGUCAUCAAGGAGAAAGCCAAAUUCAACUGGGACCCGGAAACCGUGGGGAUGAUCCACGGGUCCUUCUUUUGGGGCUACAUCAUCACCCAGAUCCCGGGCGGCUACAUCGCGUCUCGGCUGGCGGCCAACAGGGUUUUUGGAGCUGCCAUACUUCUUACCUCUACUCUGAAUAUGCUAAUCCCAUCAGCAGCCAGAGUGCAUUAUGGGUGUGUCAUCUUUGUCAGGAUAUUACAAGGCCUUGUUGAGGGCGUCACCUACCCAGCAUGUCAUGGGAUUUGGAGUAAAUGGGCUCCUCCUCUAGAGAGGAGUAGAUUGGCAACCACUUCCUUUUGUGGCUCAUAUGCUGGAGCUGUAAUUGCAAUGCCUUUAGCUGGCAUUCUUGUGCAGUAUACUGGUUGGUCUUCAGUAUUCUAUGUCUAUGGGAGCUUUGGAAUGAUUUGGUACAUGUUUUGGCUUUUGGUGUCUUAUGAGAGUCCUGCAAAGCAUCCUACUAUUACAGAUGAAGAACGUAGGUACAUUGAAGAAAGCAUUGGAGAGAGUGCAAAUCUUUUAGGUGCAAUGGAAAAAUUCAAGACUCCAUGGAGGAAAUUUUUUACAUCUAUGCCUGUCUAUGCAAUAAUUGUUGCAAACUUCUGCAGAAGCUGGACUUUCUACUUACUGCUUAUUAGCCAGCCAGCAUAUUUUGAGGAAGUCUUUGGAUUUGAAAUCAGCAAGGUUGGCAUGCUAUCUGCUGUGCCACACUUAGUAAUGACAAUUAUUGUGCCCAUUGGAGGGCAGAUUGCAGAUUUUCUAAGAAGCAAGCAAAUUCUUUCAACUACUACAGUGAGAAAGAUCAUGAAUUGUGGUGGUUUUGGCAUGGAAGCAACACUGCUUCUGGUGGUUGGCUAUUCUCAUACCAGAGGGGUAGCUAUCUCGUUCUUGGUACUUGCAGUGGGAUUCAGUGGAUUUGCUAUUUCUGGUUUCAAUGUUAACCACUUGGAUAUUGCUCCGAGAUAUGCCAGUAUCUUAAUGGGCAUUUCAAAUGGUGUUGGCACGUUGUCAGGAAUGGUUUGUCCUAUAAUUGUUGGUGCAAUGACAAAGAAUAAGUCACGUGAAGAGUGGCAGUAUGUUUUCCUGAUCGCUGCUUUGGUCCACUACGGCGGAGUUAUAUUUUAUGCAAUAUUUGCCUCAGGAGAGAAGCAACCCUGGGCAGACCCUGAGGAAACAAGUGAAGAAAAGUGUGGAUUUAUCCAUGAAGAUGAGCUUGAUGAAGAAACAGGAGACAUUACUCAGAAUUAUAUAAAUUAUGGUACUACCAAGUCUUACGGGGCCACAACACAGGCCAAUGGAGGUUGGCCCAAUGGUUGGGAAAAGAAAGAGGAAUUUGUACAAGAAGAAGUACAAGACUCAUACACCUAUAAGGACCGAAAUGAUUAUUCAUAA
Messenger RNA from Canis lupus familiaris (dog), 1752 nucleotides. RefSeq names its product solute carrier family 17 member 6 (gene SLC17A6). The transcript has 12 exons. Gene Ontology annotation, molecular function: L-glutamate transmembrane transporter activity; neurotransmitter transmembrane transporter activity. The coding region runs from base 1 to 1752 and encodes 583 amino acids. Gene Ontology annotation, biological process: monoatomic anion transport; regulation of synapse structure or activity; neurotransmitter loading into synaptic vesicle. NCBI's taxonomy places the organism in Eukaryota, Metazoa, Chordata, Mammalia, Carnivora, Canidae. The record is from RefSeq and is marked provisional. Gene Ontology annotation, cellular component: synaptic vesicle membrane; excitatory synapse.